Messenger RNA from Momordica charantia (bitter melon), 883 nucleotides. RefSeq lists its product as uncharacterized. Lineage: Eukaryota; Viridiplantae; Streptophyta; Magnoliopsida; Cucurbitales; Cucurbitaceae. The record is from RefSeq and is a predicted model, not a curated record.
AGAAGAAGAGGCAGCGGGGAUAAGAGUGGGGAGCUUUCGAUUCCGGAAGGGAGGUCGGAGAGUGAUAGACGGUGACAUAUAAUUUCAAGGGAGCUGCUCUUUGAUCUUCUUUCCCGGAAUCGAAUUUUCCUUUGAUUUUGUUUUCCCUUGCAAAUCCUUACCAAUUUCGCAGCCCAGGCUCCUGCGUCGUGGGUCUUCUGUGUAUUUUGAAUUCAUGGGUGGUUGUCUUGGAAGCUGCACGAAGCCGAAACUAAGAACUAAGCGGAAUAAUCCAUUGAAAGGUCUACCGAUUCAAUGUCGUGGACUAAAGAAACCCAGCAUAUCAGAGGAUUUCUGGACUACUAGUACAUUUGAUGUGGACAACAGUGCUGGUCAAUCACAAGGAAGUAUGUCAUCAAUGAGUACAAUCAACCAGAUGCACGAUCCGCACGGUAGCUCAGGCAAUGUACACAAUACUUCGGAGUUUAUAAAUCAUGGCCUUCUUCUGUGGAAUCAAACUAGGCAAUGCUGGUCGGGGAAUAAACGGUCCGAGAACCGAGCAUCGCAGUUCCAAGAACCCAAGUUAGAUUGGAAUGCAACCUAUGAGAAUUUACUAGGGAGCAACAAGCUAUUCCGUCAACCUAUCCCACUCGGCGAAAUGGUAGAUUUUCUUGUGGAUGUAUGGGAACAAGAAGGGUUGUAUGAUUGAUUAUUUUGAAGAAUGAGCUGCAGUGGGCCUUUUUCUUUGCCUUGUAUUUUGCUGAAACGCAUUCAGAUGAACAUUUUCCCUGCUGCCUAUUCUUGAUGCUUGGUUUGGUUCCCUUUAUGCCUUGUUUGAUAUUGCUGUAGAGUUUUUAUAUCAUAACUCUGUUAUAGAAAAAUCAAAAUCAGCUAUGAUGGAAAA